ACACACACACUCAGCAGCUCCGUUCCUCCGUUCGCGAGUAACCGAGCAGGAGGAGGCGAGCGCGAUCAGACCUCCAGGUGUGUGUAGAUGCGCGCGCGCGCAUGUGUGUGUAUGUGUGUGUGUGUUCCAGUCACACCUGGUUGCAUCAUGUGAUCAGAUACCUGGGCGUGGAGCGAGCGUUCAGUGUGUCAUUCGUUAACGGGAAUCCCGGAACCGCAGAUCUCUGUCUCUCCACGCGCGAGUGACAUGUGAACUUUCCGUGCACCGGGAAUCUAUUCCUCUCAGUCUGAAGGGAGUCCGUGGUCUGGACGCUGCAACUACUGCCAAGGUUUUCCCACUCAUCUUCUUCUGGGGCAGCAGACUGUAAGAUAUCUCGAGACCAAACCAGAGGACUGAAGACAACACAAGCUGGACCACGUCUCCACCUGAUCUCUGUUUUAAUGCACCAAGUUGCUUCAGCCCUUUAUAACACCACAAACAGCCUGCAGAGUCGUGGAGGUUGAACAGACAGACAUCUCACUCUUAUGUCAAGCAUCAAUUAAAGCAAUUUUCGCCUUGGAACAAUGGCCACGUGGUUACAAGCUGUCCUACUGGUGCUACAAGUAACCACUGCAUCUUCUGAAGAGCCCAUACUGGAGUUUUCCACCGAUACACCCAUCAAUAAUGUGGCGCAGGACCCGCAGACUGGCCGUAUUUACCUGGGUGCUGUCAAUGCCAUUUAUCAGUUGAACUCUUCAUUGUAUCUUGAGGCCAGAGCUGAAACGGGGCCCAAGAAAGAUGCGAGGGGUUGCACCCCUCCUGUGUCUACUUGUCAGGACCUGAAAGACACCAACAACACCAAUAAACUCUUGCUGGUUCAUUCGGAUAACGGGUCGCUGAUAGUCUGUGGGAGCUUAUACAGAGGAAUCUGCUCUCUGCUCAACCUCACUAACGUCAAAGAGCAGAUAUACUACAGCGACAGCAAAGGGGAGCGGACCUAUGCCGCCAGCACAGAAGAGCACGUUUCCGUGGUAGGAGUCAUGGCCGUGCUUGAAAUUGACAAUAAACCAUUCAGCGUCUUUUUAGUCGGGAAGGGCUACGGAAGCAUGGAUAGCUCCAAACUCAUCAGCACCAGAAUCGUGCAGAACUACCGUGAAUGGGUGGUGUUUGAGAGCAUCAUCGAGGCGUCUACGGUCCAGGCGGUUCCCUUCGUGCCCAAGUAUCUUCACGACUUCCGCUUCGCCUUCAAAAAUGACAACUUUGUCUACUUUCUCUUUUCACGCACUCUCGGCAGAACAGACAACAAGAACUUUACUUUCGUUUCGCGCCUCUGCGAGAACGACAAUCACUAUUAUUCGUACACGGAGCUUCAGCUUAGUUGUGGUGUGAAGAAUCGUUACAAUAAAGUCCUGGCCGCAUAUUUGACAGACCCCGGGAAAGAGCUGGCCCAGGCCAUGUCUGAUUCCGGAGAUUACGGGAAUGUCCGGGAAUGGGAUAAAGUCUUGUUUGUGGUGGCUAGCUCGGAGGAAGGGGCCACCGAAUCAGCUCUGUGUAUGUAUCCCCUUAAAAACAUCAACCAAAAACUCUUGGCCAUCGUUACCGCAUGCUACACGAACAAUGGCAAGAUUGACGACAGAUUAGUUGUGGAGAGUCCCUAUACGUCGAGUAAAGAUGAGCCAUGUGUCAAACAUGAUAAAGAUAUAUUGAACCAGAACAAGUGCGGAGCAGAUUUUCUCCCAUCUCCAUUGGCCAGUCGACAGGAGUUUGCCUUGAAGGCCAAUCCGGUCUUCAUCAGGCAGAACCUGCUGACCGCAGUGGCUGUGGCUGUCGAGAAUGAUCAUACCAUUGCUUUUCUGGGACACAAUGCCGGAGAGGUGAUCAAGGUACAUUUGUCAAGCCAACCAGAGGCGUACAACCCCGGUCCAGGCUACAAAACCAGCGGAUACAUAAAUAAGAACCUUUUCUUUGACAAAGCCCAGGCACACUUGUACAUCACCACUGAGAAAAAGAUCACAAAGGUGCCCGUACAGGCCUGCCAUCUGAAGUCAGACUGCCAGUCGUGUGUCGCUCAGAGAGAUCCGUACUGUGGCUGGUGUGUCCUGGAGGGAAGAUGCACCAGGAGAUCGGAGUGCAGUCGCGCGGAGGAGAAGAACGGUUGGCUGUGGAGUCCGAUCCAACAGUGUGUGAAAAUCGUCUCUUUCCACCCGCCAAAUCUCAGCUGCUUGAAGUCCCAGCAGGUUGAGAUAAACGUCCGAGCGCUGCCGGUCCUCAGAGAUUCAGACCGUAUCCACUGCACCUUUGGCUCUUAUCAGAGCGUCGCCAGGAUGGUGGACGGCAGAAUCAGUUGCCGCUUGCCUGAACAGCAUCUUAUACCAGCGACACCUGCGCACCAGGAUUUCGUGGCGGUUCCGGUCCACAUCUUUGUGAACGGUAGCGUGGAGGUGGCGUCCAGCGAGUACAAGUUCUACAACUGUGCAGCGACAGUCCGGAAAGCAGAAAAUACGCCAUGCACUUCCUGUGUAAGCAGCGCUUGGGGAUGCCAGUGGAACAUUGUGGCUCAUACCUGCACGGAUCUGAGCGAUGCAGAAACCGGCGCCAAUAUAAUCAAACACAGACAGAACAAGAGCUGUCCACGGUUCGAGAAUCCAGAUCCCGUCCUUAUCCCGGUCGGAUACAAAACCCGCAUCAGUUUUGAGGGAAUCAAUCUGGACCCGUACAAGGGCCGUGAUUUCACCAUCGGAACAGAGCUGAUGAAGUUUGAGGAAGAUGUCAAGACAGAGCCGGUUCCCUUCUACUCUUUCAGCGGUUAUGUGUUUUCCUUUGACAAAGCUCACGAGACCAGCGUGCUGUUCCACGUAAGAGACAAAAAGACGGGAAAGAAGAUCGACAGCAGUCUUAACGUCACUCUGUACAACUGCUCUCUGGGACGUGAAGACUGCAGCCUGUGUAAGAGCGCCGACCCUAAAUACCAGUGUGUGUGGUGCACGCAGACCAGCUCGUGUGUGUAUGAGCUGCUCUGUGCCUCGAGAGAGCCGGACGAGUGUCCCGACCCCCAGAUCACUGACAUCACGCCGAGAUACGGGCCGCUGAGAGGAGGAAUAGCUGUCACUAUUAAGGGCUCGAACCUGGGCAUCCAGAAGGAUGACAUUAAGAACAUCACAGUGGCUGGAGUGCCGUGCAAACACCUGCAGGAACAAUACUCGGUCUCCACCAGUGUGGUGUGUGAAAUCGGCCCGGCCAAAAUCGACAAAGCCGGAGAGGUGGAAAUCAUUGUGGGCAGAGGAAAGAAAGGCAUAUCCACACAUCUGGUCCGCUUCACCUACAGGGACCCUGUAGCACAGAGCGUGUCUCCUGAACGCGGUCCUAAAGCAGGAGGAACCAUCCUCACUAUCGCUGGGGUGGACCUGGACACCGCUUCAAAACAAGACCUUCAAGUCAUGGUGGGCGAUGUGCCCUGCCGAGUUGAGAGCUUUGGAAAGCGGAUCACCUGUAAACUGUCGGAGUAUCUGGGCGAUACGGUUCCGUCGCCUCACCUCACCGUCAGAGUCCAAUACGGCAAACACACCACAACCAGCAUCAGCACGGCCUUUCAGUUCUCCAGCAACCCCUCUGUGUCCGACCAUCAGCCCAGGAGCAGCUUCAUCUGUGGUGGCCGAGCAAUCCUGGUGCUGGGUUCUGGGUUUGACCUGGUCCAGAAGGCUUCUAUCAGGGUGGUGGCGUCGGCUGGAGAAUGGUCCACACAGACCGUCCCAGAAGAGUUUGUAGAGAAUUGCACAUUCAAAAACGACACCUUGAUCACGUUUGUGUCACCUGCGGUCAACGAGUCUCAGUUCUAUAGGACGUACGUGCAGCUGGAUAACCUCCAGACCGAGCUGACACCGUUUGAGUAUCACCCCAACCCCACGUUUGAUCCCCUCAGCAAGACCCUAAUCACUGAGAACAGCAUGAUCAUUGUGAAUGGUCGUGGUUUUUCUAAAGCGAUGACGGCGAAUGAAGCGCAGGCGUUUGUGGGAGACAUAGAGUGUAACGUAAACACGUUACAGGAUGAAAAAUUAUUCCUGGACCCGCCGUCGAAAGUCCCCAGUGCUCGAUCCAAGAGACAGAGGAGAGACACCGGCUCUGACCCGCUGGACCUGGUGAUUAAGUUUGGGAAGGGCGAGUGGUUGGUCGGCUCAGUCCGGUACGAGAGGAAGUACAGUCUCCCGCUGCCCAUCAUCAUCCCGGCGGUGCUCGUUCCCAUGCUGCUGAUCAUCGUCAUCUCCGUCCUCUGCUACAGGAGGAAGAGCCAGCAGGCCGAGCGCGAGUACGAGAAAGUGAAGCAUCAGCUGGAGAAUCUGGAGGAGAGUGUUCGUGACCGCUGCAAAAAAGAGUUCACAGAUCUGAUGAUUGAAAUGGAGGACCACGGCAAUGACAUCAGCGAGGGCCGCAUCCCCUUCCUGGACUACAAGACCUACACCGACCGCGUCUUCUUCCUGCCCUCGAAGGACGGUGCCAACGACGUCAUGAUCACCGGCAAACUGGAUAUCCCAGAAUCCCGCAGGGCUACGGUCACCCAGGCGCUGAACCAGUUCUCCAACCUCCUCAACAGCAAAACUUUCCUCAUCAAUUUUAUCAGGACGCUGGAGGGCCGUCCGGAUUUUAACGCCAGGGCCAAAGUGUAUUUUGCGUCUCUGCUGACCGUGGCGCUUCACGGGAAACUGGAGUAUUACACAGACAUCAUGAGGACACUUCUGCUGGGGCUCAUGGAGGACUACGUUCACAGCAAGAACCCUAAACUGCUGCUCCGCAGGUCUGAAACGGUGGUGGAAAGGAUGCUGAGUAACUGGAUGUCCAUCUGUCUCUAUCAGUACCUGAAGGACAGCGCUGGAGAGCCGCUCUACAAACUCUUCAGGGCCAUCAAGCACCAGAUUGAGAAGGGGCCUGUGGACGCACAGGUCAAGAAAGCCAAAUACACGCUGAACGACACCGGCCUUCUGGGAGAUGACGUGGAGUACGUUGUGCUGACGCUGCAGGUGCUGGUUCAGGGCGAGGGGCCGGACAUCACCCCCGUGAAGGUGCUGAACUGUGACACCAUCUCUCAGGUGAAGGAGAAGAUCAUCGAGCAGGUCUACAAAAACCUGCCGUACUCUCAGAGACCCAAAGUAGACAGCGUCACCCUCGAAUGGCGUCCCGGCUCCACGGGACAGAUCCUGUCAGAUCUAGACGUGUCGUCACAGAAGGAGGGCAGGUGGAGGCGCAUCAAUACGUUGGCCCAUUAUAACGUACGUGAUAAUGCAACGGUGGUCCUCUCCAGAGUUCAGCACACACAUCAGUCCUACGAGCAAAAUCACGAUAACCAUGAAGAGAGAAACGCCCUGCUGGACGAUGAUAAAGUGUUUCACCUGGUGCGACCGGCCGAUGAGCUGGACGAGAUGAAGUCUAAGAGAGGCAGCAUAAAGGACAAAUCCAUGACCAAAGCCAUCACUGAGAUCUAUCUGACCCGACUGCUUUCCGUCAAGGGAACGCUGCAGCAGUUCGUGGAUGAUUUCUUUCGCAGUGUGCUCUGUUCUGGCACCACCGUCCCGCCGGCAGUCAAAUACUUUUUCGACUUCCUGGAUGAGCAAGCCCUCAGACACGAGAACGUAGACGAGGAAACCAUACACAUCUGGAAGACCAACAGUUUGCCAUUACGUUUCUGGGUGAACAUACUGAAGAACCCUCACUUCAUUUUUGACGUGCACGUGAGCGAGGUCGUGGACGCCUCUCUGUCCGUCAUCGCUCAGACCUUCAUGGACGCCUGCACAAAAACAGAGCACAAACUCAGUCGUGAUUCUCCCAGCAACAAAUUACUGUAUGCAAAGGAGAUCUCCACCUACAAAAGGAUGGUAGACGAGUACUAUAAAGGAAUCCGGCAGAUGGUGUCAGUCAGUGACCAGGAAAUGAACACACAUCUGGCUGAAGUGUCAAGGGCACACACAGAUAAACUGAACACACAAGUGGCUCUUCAUCAGCUCUACCGGUACGCCAGCAAAUACUACGAUGGGAUCAUCAUGUCUCUGGAUGAAGAUCCUGCUGCCCAGAGUAAACAGUUAACACUGAGACUGCAGCAGAUCGCCGCAGCGCUGGAGAACAAAGUGACCGACCUCUAACCCUGUCAGAGAGAACGAUGAGCCAAUGCUCUGUCUGUAUUUAGCUCAUCACUAUAAUCAGAUGUUCAAUUUCUUCCUGUGUAGAGACAAAGGUUUUAAGAAUCGUAUUCUAUAUUUUUUUUAAUGUGCGGUCUUUAUUCAGAAAGCUUUAUAAGAGGAAAAUAACUUUUUAAAUAGACGGCCUUGUGUCAGUUGUUUUUAAAGCUUCUGUUUGUGUGUGUGCGAUUGUGUGUAUGUGUGUGUAAAAGGAUGCCUAUAUUUUGACCAAAAGGGAGCUGCCCAUGUCCCUGCAGUGUGUGUGAGCAGGGGGUGUGCCUACGGUGAGGUCACAUCUGCUCUCGUCCAAUCAAAAGCAACUGAAGGUGACGGCAGGAAACAGCAUACUAGCCUACUACCAAUACUGUUUCUGCAGUAUCUACUGUAUGUGUAGGGUGUGCAAAUGUUCUUUAUCUGUAACAUUUGCCAAAACAUACAGUCAGAUUUACCGCUGUUAUUCGGUGGGUUUUCAUUGACACAUCCAUGCUGAAAUUUAGCAAAUGAGACCACACCUUAAAAUAAGAGUACACUGCACUAGGUACUAUAUCCCACAAUGCAAUGCACUCAUCUUGGCCUUUGAGUUCUAGCGUGAUAUAAUAUCAUCUAUCAUUAUUAACAGCUCCUUUUAAACUCAUUAUUUGAGUAAAAAUUGCGACAUUUCUACACAAAAUAGUGUACGUUAUUCCAAACGUAUCAAAUGGCCUUCCAUUUCAUAACCACCUGUUUCAGUUCAACCUUAUGGACUCACUAAUAGAUCCACAGAAAAUCAAAACAGGCAAUAAUAAAGAAAAAAUAAGUUUGUCAUGAGGCAUUUCUUUUUUUUAGCGCAUGAUGAGUACCUGUGAAAAGUCUUCUUUUUUUUUUUUUCAGAAAAUCGUUUUAUUUUAAAAGCUUCGCUACUGACUGAAUUUAUUAAGGAAAGCACAAAUUGAUGAUGUACAGGACAGAUUUUUGCCCGUUCCUGAUAGAAAUGUGUUUCUAUCUGAGACCGGCUCAGUGCUAGAUUGUAAAUGCUCUGCUUGCGUAGACUGUGUUUCUGGCAUAAGAUGGUUGAGCAAAGCUGAGAGGAUUGACUGAAAACUUCUCGUCUGACUCUUUGCAGCUCUGUUGGAAAGGUUUUAGAUGUGCGAUCUGGAUCGUUAAUGGCUUUAUUUUGGCAGGGAGGAUAAUGACACAUUAAUUUGUUUGUUAUUCCCCACUAAACAAGAUGGUACUAUAGCACUCAGCCAAAAUUCUGCUCCUAGAGACGCUUUUAUCUUUGGACAAAACCUUUUUUACAGCUAUGUGACAUUUGCAAUUGAUUGAGUGUCUUAAAGACGUCAAAAAAAAAAGGAUUGGAGCUUUUUGUUUUGAUACUGGCUGAAAAAAAAAAUCUAAUUGCUACUGCUAAUCGGAGCAGGUUUGUAUAAUUUAGAGGAAAGGGACAGUCUCAUUCUAGAGAACAUUGUGGACUGUAGGACAUUUCAUGCGUAUGCACUACCGUUCUCAAGUUUGAGGUUGCUGAGGCUUACCAAAACUCCAUAAAAAACUGAAAUAUUUAUUCCAAUUUAAAAUAAUGGUUUUCUGUUUGAAUAUAUUUUCAAAUGUAAUUUAUUCCUGUGAUGCAAAGCUGAAUUUUCAGCAUCAUUCCUUCAGUCUUACGAGUCACAUGAUCCUUGAGAAAUCAUUCUAAUACGAUGAUUUGGUGCUCAAGAAACAUUUCUUAAUAUUACCAAUGUUCAAAACAGCUGUGCUGCUUCAUAUUUUUGUGGAAAAUGUGAUACUUUUUUGAUGAAUUUUAAGCUUACAACAACAUUUCAUUGAAACAUUAUAUUUUGUAAUAUUAAAAGUGUCUUUACUAUCAAGUUUGAUCAAGUCAAUGCAUCCUUGCUGAAUAAAAGUAUUAAUUUCCUUUUUUUUAUUUUAUUUUUUUUAUUAGCGUACUUGAACUUUUGAACGGUAGUGCAUAUGUUUACACCAAGCAAUAAGGUACUAGAAUAUCAAGGCUAAAAGGUUUUGUUAGGAGUUACAAUGUUCAACUGUCCUACAUACAGUAAAAAUAUUUUUUAAUCAACCUCUUGCCAGAAAAUAUAGUCCCUGACAUAUAGUUUUUUCAGCAUUGUAAGAGUACUUUAGCAUACAGUCGUUAGCCUCCAAGCUAACAGACAUGAAAUAAAGACCACAAAACUCCCAAUUGUAUUUUCACAGGGUGUUUAAACAGGUUUUCUGUGAAUGUGAAUGCCCACUGAAUUCAAGUUUUUAGCAGUUCGGGGAGUUUAACGGCCUUCUCUAAGGAAGUGGCCUGAUCUCGCUGGCCUGAUCUGAGAACAGCGGUAUCAUGAUAGCAGAUGGCCUGCGAUGUCAGACGCUGAGAGUUGGGCAGAGCUGCUUGGCGUGAAGCGCUUGGCACGGGCCGGCCUUCCCUCUCUCUUCACGUCUGCUUUAAUACAACCACCGGGAGCUGCGUUUGAUCGUAACUGCAUGAUUCUGACUCUUUGCUUUCGAAUUGCCAGUUACUCUUUGUUUUUAACCGGAUAGUUCACUUACAAAAGAUAAGUGUAAUCAUCAUUUACUCACCCUCAUGUUGUUCCAAAUAUCAAAAGAAUAUGGCUAGGAUGAAAAUAUUGAUUCAAAAACUUUUUUUAUUUAAAUGAGAAUCUUCUUAAAUGCCAGGAAUCGAUCUUGACGCUUGAACACAACUUCACUUAAAAUUAUUUGAUUAUUUGUAGCGCGCCUCCAAUCUAAUAAAUCGCAAUAAGCAUGUUAUUUUUUAUAUGAAAUAGGUCUUAGCUUUCAAAUUCUCAAUAUUUUAUCGCAAAAUCGAAUAAAUAGAUCACUGUAGCACCUCAAAACUCGGAGCGGAAAGCAAAUCUUCUUCCACUUUACAAAAAAUUUGGAUGAAAUGAACAUGAACGAACAUAAGAACGUAUGUUGAAAGAUACUUUUUAUUUCAGGAAAGCCAUUCAAUGUCUUUAAACUCAACAGUUAGGAAGAAAAAAUAACUCCAAGUGGAACAUUUUGUUAAUUAUACAAGCUAUAUUACAUAUUUAUUAUAUUUUUAUUUCACCUGUACCUCAUUAUUUAAAAAUACGUUAAAGCUUUUAUUAUGGCCACCAUUUAGACCUUAAUGUUUAAAAAAUGUAACAAGCAUAAUAAUGUAAUAACCAAAUUUUUGACCUUAAAACUGUUUUAACCUUUAAUAUUAUAGUGACAAACCAACUGACUGGUUUCCCUACAGCAUUAGUAGAAAUUUUAUUAAUCAAAUUCAAACCUAGAUCAGAACUGAACUGAAGUUAAAGAAUCAAAUUGAAUUGUGAAAUGUAUUUAUCUCUUUUUUUCUAAAGAAUCAUAAAAAGACAAAAACGACAUAAAAACAAUUUUAAAAAAAACUUCUCCUUUUAUGUUCCGCCAGAAAAACAAAGCAUAUUACAGAUUUGGAACGACUUGACAGUGAGUAAAUAAUUUUAAUUUUUAGGAUGAACUCUCUGUUUAAAGCACAAGCACAGAUGCAAGUCUUCGUAGUUGAGUGUAAUACGCUUCUUUUGACGCCUUUCUGUAGCCAAAACGUGCCUUAAAAAGUGUUUAAUGUGAUGGUAUGGUGUUGAAGACGUCAGGGUGGGUGGGGUUUCGGUAGUCGUGGGGCGUGUAGAGGUCAGAGGUCGUGGCGUAUGUGAAGUGUGGUGUUAGACAUCAGUAAGUGCAGUAUUCAGAGGUGUGCUGUAGCCAGAAUAUGCCAAUAUAUUUGAACAUGCUGUAUGUAUAGAGCAAAAGCGCCGUUUUUAAUAUCUUUUGGGUGUUUGUGGUGAGUGUGUGCUUUUUAGGAGUUUUACUGCAUUGGGAAAAAUGCUCGAGCUGAAUAAAUGUGUGGAGGAGAAUGUCAAAACGUUCCCUCCGGACAGCUGCCAUUACAUUUUGGUCUUUAUGCAAAACUAAUUAUUGAUUAGCACAAAUGUUUUUAUUAUUGUACCGAUCCGAAAUUGUGUUUCAAUGGUGUGUAUGAACAAACAAUCUGUACACAACCUUUUCUUACUGCUGUGCAGUUAAUAUUUUAUGUCCUAAAGAAAAUAUAUGCCUUUGUAUUAAAAUACAAUUCUGUCUACACUGUUCACCUGUGCAUUAUGCUCUGAGAAAGCUUGUUUGUUGUUGUUGUCAACAUCUUUUUUUUUCCCUUUCCCUUUGUGAAUGUGCCGCGAGCAAAGUGUUGUGGGAUUGCGGAGGACUACGAGUGCUCCUCGUCGACUCUCAGAGGACUGAUUUCUUAUGUGUGACCAUCUGAUCCUUAUAUGAAUAAAUAUACACCUCCAUUUCU
This is a messenger RNA of Carassius auratus (goldfish), 10431 nucleotides long. Its product is annotated as plexin-B2-like. Lineage: Eukaryota; Metazoa; Chordata; Actinopteri; Cypriniformes; Cyprinidae. The transcript has 39 exons. Gene Ontology annotation, molecular function: semaphorin receptor activity; protein binding. The record is from RefSeq and is a predicted model, not a curated record. Gene Ontology annotation, cellular component: semaphorin receptor complex; plasma membrane. Gene Ontology annotation, biological process: positive regulation of axonogenesis; regulation of cell migration; negative regulation of cell adhesion. The coding region runs from base 564 to 6107 and encodes 1847 amino acids.